AGCAUAUUCCACAUUCGAGGCUUUAAUUGUAAUUUCAUUUCAACCGCGAUCCAGCUAUCAUCGCCCAGCAAACUAUCCAGAUAUCAUCGCCAGCGAACUCUGCGAAUUCCGAUCAUUUGUGAAAGAUGGCCAGGAAGUUCUUUAUCGGCGGAAACUGGAAAUGCAACGGAACCACUGAGGAGGUGAAGAAGAUAGUGGCCACACUAAAUGAAGCCCAAGUGCCUCCACACGAUGUCGUGGAGGUUGUGGUAAGCCCUCCAUUUGUUUUUCUUCCAUUGGUAAAAAGUUUGUUGAGGCCUGAUUUCCAUGUUGCGGCACAAAAUUGUUGGGUCAAAAAAGGAGGUGCUUAUACAGGGGAGGUCAGUGCAGAGAUGCUCGUCAAUUUGGGCAUUCCUUGGGUUAUUCUUGGUCAUUCUGAGAGACGGCUUAUAUUAAACGAGUCAAAUGAGUUUGUUGGAGAUAAGGUCGCAUAUGCACUUGCACAAGGUUUGAAGGUGAUUGCCUGUGUUGGAGAGACUCUCGAGCAGCGAGAAUCUGGAUCUACCGUGGAUGUUGUUGCUGCACAAACUAAAGCAAUUGCAGAACGAGUUUCAAACUGGGCCAGUGUUGUUUUGGCUUAUGAACCUGUGUGGGCUAUUGGUACUGGGAAGGUUGCUACUCCAGCCCAGGCUCAGGAAGUACAUUCUGAAUUGAGGAAAUGGCUUCACACAAAUACCAGUCCUGAAGUUGCUGCAACAACCCGCAUUAUUUAUGGAGGUUCCGUGAAUGGUGCAAACUGCAAGGAAUUGGCUGCUCAGCCUGAUGUUGAUGGCUUUUUGGUUGGGGGAGCUUCUCUUAAGCCGGAGUUCAUUGACAUUAUCAAGUCUGCCCAGGUUAAGAAAAGUGUCUAAGUUUUGUACUGGGUAUGAGUAGGUGAGACCCUCUAGCUUUCGAAUGGGGAGACAUAAAUCCAUGUGAUGAAAUUUUAAAAUUACUUUUUUUGAGAAAUUUCUGUUUGUAUCCAAAUCAGCAUCGGGGACUGGAUAAUAUUUAUGAAUAAAGAUGACUAACUGCUACCA
Messenger RNA from Carya illinoinensis, 1058 nucleotides. Its product is annotated as triosephosphate isomerase, cytosolic. Gene Ontology annotation, molecular function: triose-phosphate isomerase activity. Bases 126 to 890 code for a protein of 254 amino acids. Gene Ontology annotation, cellular component: cytosol. The transcript is spliced from 9 exons. Lineage: Eukaryota; Viridiplantae; Streptophyta; Magnoliopsida; Fagales; Juglandaceae. The record is from RefSeq and is a predicted model, not a curated record. Gene Ontology annotation, biological process: glycolytic process; gluconeogenesis; glycerol catabolic process.